Molecule: messenger RNA, 153 nt
Organism: Letharia columbiana
Lineage: Eukaryota; Fungi; Ascomycota; Lecanoromycetes; Lecanorales; Parmeliaceae
Exons: 1
Coding region: 1-153 (50 amino acids)
Source: RefSeq, a predicted model, not a curated record
AUGACUGUAGAUGACGCACAGGCUAUACCAAAAACCACUACUGAAUUGGAGUUCCCGAAACUCUACGAAGUUUCAACGGUCAUGGCUCUCUUCAGCGUAGGCAGCGCGCAGAAGUGCCUUUGCGACUCGCCGUUGACUGAUCUGGACGUCUAG